Molecule: messenger RNA, 908 nt
Organism: Schistocerca nitens (vagrant locust)
Lineage: Eukaryota; Metazoa; Arthropoda; Insecta; Orthoptera; Acrididae
Product: THAP domain-containing protein 2-like
Exons: 2
Coding region: 174-908 (244 amino acids)
Source: RefSeq, a predicted model, not a curated record
UCAACAGUUUCACGGAACAGUGCUUGUGAAUAGUCGUUCGGCGAGUUUCGCGUCAGUUUACUAUUAUAGUGAAUGGUGUUCCUGCGUUAGUGUGCGUGAUUUGGUUGUUUAGUUUCUGUGCACUAAACUGGUGAUCUGUUUUUCUUGCCUGUGAAAAUUUCGUUACCUGCAAAAUGCCGUAUCGUUGUUGUGUGCCGAAUUGUAGAGGAAAUUACGACGGUGGACCAAAAGUAACCGUGUUUAAAUUUCCGGAGGAUGAAGCAACGAGGAAGAAAUGGUUGUCAAGUAUUCGCAGAGAUAACUUCACUCCUUCUUCAAGUUCAAGAGUAUGUCAUGUUCACUUCCACAAGGAUGAUGUUAUUUGGGAAACACUAAUUGUGGAUGAAAGGACUGGUCAGUUAUUAAGAGCCCCCCUUCUCAAACCACGUUUGAGACCAGAUGCAGUUCCAUCACUACUCCCAAACUGUCCUUCCUACCUUUCAAAGGAAGAAAGUAGACGUGAAGGGCCAGAGGAGAAAAAGCAAAGGCUUGAAAAUGAGCAGUUAGCUGCAGCGUUACAAUAUAGUUUAGCAUUACAGAAGGACUAUGAAAACACUUUCAGCUUCAGUUCUUUAGAAGAGUUGAUGUUGCGUACGAAGGAAGUGGAUUUGCCCAACGAGUGGAGUGUGAUCGAAAAACACAGUGAUUUUGUUUGUUUUUUAAAGAUAAUAAGAAAUCCAGCACCAUUAAUCACACAUUCUGUCGUUAUAGAUAGUAAUUUAAAUGUUUCAUUGUUUAAGAAAGAUGUACAAAUUAAGACAUUAGGAAAAAGAUCUUUUCCUGUAAUUGUAACCAAUAUCCAUGAAAUUCAGUGUACUGCAGGAGUUUUCAGGCACAGAUUGUGGGCACUCAGAAAUUUCUAUAGAUAG